Ostreobium quekettii is the source of this 220-nucleotide messenger RNA. The record is from the annotation of a GenBank genome assembly. NCBI's taxonomy places the organism in Eukaryota, Viridiplantae, Chlorophyta, Ulvophyceae, Bryopsidales, Ostreobiaceae.
AUGGUGUUGUUGCGAUUGAUGCAGCAAGUCGGAUUCCUGGAGUCGGAUUCUGCGGGCCAGGUGAAUGUGUUCGCCACACAGCCGACGCAGUACGUGCAAGGCUCGGUGCAUGAUGUGAAGAGCAAUUCGGUGGCCCACAACAGCAUCGCUGCUGGGGGAGCACUUGUGGGAUUCGUCGCCAUUGUGCUGGGGAUGACAGCAUUGACGAGUCUGGGAGAUG